This is a messenger RNA of Medicago truncatula (barrel medic), 891 nucleotides long. Its product is annotated as BON1-associated protein 2. The coding region runs from base 251 to 790 and encodes 179 amino acids. The record is from RefSeq and is a predicted model, not a curated record. The transcript has a single exon. Lineage: Eukaryota; Viridiplantae; Streptophyta; Magnoliopsida; Fabales; Fabaceae. Gene Ontology annotation, biological process: defense response.
CCGAAUUUUCCAACAGCUCAAUUCCUUCAAUACAAAAAGCACUCACACGUUAAAAAAGAACCAACCACUCUCUUUACUUGUUUCUCAAAACUCCAUAUAUAUACAUAACACAAUCCUCUCCCUUCUCUUCAAUCAACCUUCAACUCCCCAAUUUCUCUACACUCUCAAAUCAUACUCAUUUUACACAUAUUGAGUUGAAACGGAAUUAAUAUCUAUAGUUGCACGAGAUAUCUUGAAACACUAAUAUAAAAUGUCGCAAACAAUAGAGAUAACAAUUUUGUCAGCGGAGAAUCUCCAAGAAAACAAAAAAGCCAUAAAAGGAAACACAUUUGUCACGGUUCAAUGUGACGGAAGCAAUAAUGAAGUGAGCACCACGAAACUUGAUUCUGAAGGCGGAAGUUAUCCUACAUGGAACGAGAAGGUAGUGAUCGACUUGCCAUUACAUGCAAGGUUCGUUACAAUAGAGGUGAAGUACAAAACUAGAGGAAGUAGUAGUAAUAGUGUUGGAAUAGCUAGAGUACCUGUUUCCGAUUUUCUUGGAGGGUAUGUACAUGAAAAUCAACUGCAAUUUUUAAGUUAUAGGUUGUGGGAUAAUAGAGUUAUGAGAAAUGGGGUUGUAAAUAUUUCAGUGAAGGUAAAAAUGUCCCAACAAAAUUCUUGCUCGAGUUCGAUGUCAUCGACGAUGAAUGGAGUUCCAGUAACUGGCGUUCCGGUGGCCGGUAAUGGCUCCUGCAGCAGAGUUGCAACAGGGAUUCCUGCUGUUUGGUUAAAUUACCAAAGACACAUUUGAAAGGCUACAUUGUAAUCAUCAUGUACAUUAAAAACAGAAAGCAUACAUUUCCAUACUGACAAUACACGUGGGAAUUAAAUUUGUCUCAAUUUGUAUAUUUA